This is a messenger RNA of Symbiodinium natans, 534 nucleotides long. NCBI's taxonomy places the organism in Eukaryota, Dinophyceae, Suessiales, Symbiodiniaceae. The record is from the annotation of a GenBank genome assembly.
AUGGCAAUCGUGGCAGGGCAUACCGACACGGAGGUCAAGCUGUUCGACAUCAUGGCAGGGCUGUUCGAAAUCGUGGCAGGGCACACCAACACGCACGUCAAGGUGUUCAGAGUCGUGGCAGGGCACACCGACACGGAGGUCAAGGUUUUCAAAAUCGUGGCAGGGCACACCGACACAAAGGUCGAGGUGUUCAGAGUCGUGGCAUGCCGCAACGACACGGAUUUUCAAAUUGUGGUCAAGGUGUUCGAAAUCGUGGCAGGGCACACCAAGACAGAGGUCAAGGUGUCCGAAAUCGUGGCAGGGCUCACCGACACGACGGUCAAGGUGUUGGAAAUCGUGGCAGGGCACACCGACACGACGGUCAAGGUGUUCGAAAUCGUGGCAGGGCACACCGAUACGAAGGUCAAGAUGUUCGAAAUCGUGGCAGGGCAGACCGACACGGUGGUCAAGGUGUUCGAAAUCGUGGCAGGGCACACCGGCGCGGAGGUCAUGGUGUGUAAAAAGCCGGGCGCACCGAUACGGAGGUCAAGAUAG